Molecule: messenger RNA, 1545 nt
Organism: Suillus fuscotomentosus
Lineage: Eukaryota; Fungi; Basidiomycota; Agaricomycetes; Boletales; Suillaceae
Exons: 3
Coding region: 430-1377 (315 amino acids)
Source: RefSeq, a predicted model, not a curated record
UUUGUCAGGCCCAUCUUUAUUAGACGAAACGACAAGCAUAUUUCCUCUAUAUCAAUCAUGGUGGUCUGCAGGCUAGGACAGACCAGCACAUUGACAUUGACAUAACUUCAGUUCAUGAUCUCUGCCUGGCACGAAGGAACGACUAGAUAUAGUCGCUCAACAAAUCGAGCUGUAUUUCACAAAGGACAAAUUUUCGGAGAACCCUUUGGUCCCCACCGGAUGAUUGUCCCUUCCUGCACGUUGCACGACAACAUUGGUAUGAAAAUAAUUGCGUUCGCGAACCGUGCACACGGAUCAUGAUGCAUGAUGGUGUUGCCCCAAUGCGUCGUGCUUAAUACUUAUAUUGCAGGGCUGCUUGGAUAUGCUGGAUCCUGAUUUAAACUUUUCCGUUGCGUUUUCCCUUUCGACGGUAUAUCCAAAAAUUUCUUCAUGCCAUUCUCUACCACGGCAUCGUCCACUGUUGCUCUCGAGCACCAACACAUCCAAUCAUUUCCCACUUCCCCCACCAACCCUCAAACUUUUUCAGAUGUGCGUGACUCGGAGGAGGCUGCCCAGAGCAUCGCACUCCGCAUGAUCACCAAUGCGUGCACAGUGGACGGUGUCCGCAUCGGUAUCCACUAUUCGAAGGAAGACGAUAGUGACUGUUUCCGACUUGUCGCUUCCCAUAUAUCCACCUGCCUACCUUUAUCCCCAUAUCUCUUUAUCAUAGCAACUACCAGUGUGUCGCCAACAAUUGCUGGUAGUGGUGCCUGUGUUUCAGACGCACUCGUCAUCUGCGGGUCAGAUGAGGAUGACAUGCAGCGGGCUGUGCUUCUCGCGUCUUCCAAAUUUCCAGGACGAGUAGAUGCAGUCAACAACAAGGGCACUCUCAUUGCUCAGGCUGCAUCUAUACGGCAAAUUGGCUCCUCGACAUACCACGAAGCUGCCUUGUGGGACAUAUUGUUCAACUCCGUGCACACCCACAAUCCUCAUUCUCCUCCCCCUGGAUCUCGCAGUAUUGACCAAAUUCUCUCCGACGCCCGGGCGAAGCUGGAGCGAAUGACGCCCCAACAAGCUUACGACGCACUUCACGAUCCCACAUACCCGGUGCCCGUUUUUCUCGUGGAUAUCCGCCCUGCUGCAGAACGCGAUCGUGAGGGCGAGAUCCACGGAUCUCUCAUCGUCGAACGAAACGUUCUGGAGUGGCGUUUUGACCCACGCUGCGAAGUGCGAUUAACAAUUGCAGAUCGCUAUGAUUCGAAGAUUAUAUUGUUUUGUCGUGAAGGGUACACCAGCUCAUUGGCUGCGGCGUCCCUGCAUGAGCUUGGGUUGUUGAAUGCGACCGAUAUAGUGGGCGGUUAUGAUGCGUGGAUCGCGGCUGGUCUUCCAUGUCAAUAGGGCUAUUGAUGAGGAAAGCUAUCAAAUUCAAUCAACAGAGGAAUUUCAUGAAUUGUAACCAGCAGAGAUGACACCGCAGAUGUGGCAGCCAAUACUUUCGCGUAUGGGGUGACACGGGGAUCUGUGCAUGACCAAUAUCAUUGCUUGGCGAACUUGAAAUAGCAAGCU